Labeo rohita (rohu) is the source of this 1556-nucleotide messenger RNA. Its product is annotated as gastrula zinc finger protein XlCGF49.1. The record is from RefSeq and is a predicted model, not a curated record. Lineage: Eukaryota; Metazoa; Chordata; Actinopteri; Cypriniformes; Cyprinidae. Gene Ontology annotation, cellular component: nucleus. The transcript has 3 exons. The coding region runs from base 91 to 771 and encodes 226 amino acids.
CGCGUGACGUCAUAAGCUCUGCGCCAGCGCCUUCUCCUAUGUCGGCUGGAUAAAGCCCGAGGUUUGUGAAGGGGGCACACAGCUGUGAACAUGGAGUUUAUUAAAGUGGAGGUUGUGGAUCUGACAGAUCUACAGUCAGUCAGAGUCAAAGAAGAAACCGAGGAACAACUAGACUUGAUGGAAGAGCAAAGUCAAGACCAGAAUGUCGCGGAGGAGGAUCCUCACAGUUUUACAGCUGGAGAAAAGGAUUCGAUACAAAAUACAGGAGCCAAGAAAUCCUUCUCCUGCCCGCAUUGCGGAAAGGGCUACAAACGUAAAGGAGACUUGAAGGAUCACAUGGCGAUUCACAGCGAGAGGCCGUACAUGUGUCUUCAGUGCGGGAAGAGCUACACGCAGAAAGUCAACCUUCAGAAUCACCUGCUCAUUCACAACGGAGAGAAGCCCUUCACCUGCUCGCAGUGCGACAAGAGCUUCACGCGCAAGGGAGACCUUAAGAAACACAUCAUCGUUCAUUUCGGAGAGAGGCCCUUCACCUGCCAUCAGUGCGGGAAUAAUUUCAGGCAUCAGGGGAACCUCACGAGUCACAUGAAGAUUCACACCGGAGAGAAAUCGCAGCGGAAUUACAGCGAUAAGAAACUGGCGCAAGUGUGCAAUUAUAAAAAGCCGGUGCUGUAUCACGCCGGAGACAUGCCCUUCAAAUGUGACCCGUGCGGUCAGAGAUUCAUUCUGUCGUCGCACCUAAAGAGACACCAGAAAUGGCAUUCACAUUAGAGAUCUAACAUGUGGAGUGAGCUUUUUAUGCCUCUGAAAGUGUGAAAUAUACUUUCUGAACGAGUGUGUGUGUGUGUGUGUGUGUGUGUGUGUGUGUUGGGUGUGGGAAAGCAGCACAGAAUCCGUUUCUGAGUUUCACCCCAUCAUAGAGAAAAGCAUUGUUUACAGUCGUGACCGAGUGAAAUUCAUUUUCAGGUCUCGUAGAUUCAUAAAAUUCAGAUGAAUCUGAAGAUUAAUUUAUUCCUGAAAGAGCAGUUUUAUUAAAGUGGCCUGUGGAUGAAGAAAAUUGAAGGUCAAGUGAGAGCUUAGCAAUACUUUUCUUUAUGUCGGGACUAGAAGUAGUAAAUCAUAUGAAUUCUAAUUCCAUUCAUUGUGUGUGAGGGCAUUUGUGAAGCAUUAUUGCAUCUUCCUUUAUGUUUUUUUUAGUUCAUCAUAGCUGAAGAAGUGAUGCAUGGAGAGCUGAAAGACUGAUUUACUGUUACUAAAAUCCCCAAUAAAGAGAGGACUUCAGCGUUUGGUGACGCCGAUCACACUAUUUCAGUGUAACUAUUGAAUGAGAACAGAGCUGAGCUGAAUUAUGACACUACUGUUUUCUGUGGAGCUGAAAGUCAAGUCGUAAUCGAGCUGGAUUUACUGUUUCCUCAGUGAAGACAUUUGCAGCAUUGAUGCCGUUUUUUUCCGUUUAUUGCUGUAAAUUAUUUUGAAGCAGUCUGUAUUGUAUAAAGUGCUAUAUGAAUAAACGUGACUCGUCAUGUAGUGUAGGCUAUGAAGGGCUUUGAAAUACA